Molecule: messenger RNA, 470 nt
Organism: Gracilinanus agilis (Agile Gracile Mouse Opossum)
Lineage: Eukaryota; Metazoa; Chordata; Mammalia; Didelphimorphia; Didelphidae
Product: zinc finger protein GLIS1-like
Exons: 4
Biological process (GO): regulation of transcription by RNA polymerase II
Cellular component (GO): nucleus
Molecular function (GO): DNA-binding transcription factor activity, RNA polymerase II-specific; RNA polymerase II cis-regulatory region sequence-specific DNA binding
Source: RefSeq, a predicted model, not a curated record
GAGCCAUGAGGAAGAGUUCAUGCAUAAAGUUCUGGCGGAACCUGAAGCAGACCAGUCACCGCCGAGGUUUGAAGGGUGCAACAAGGCCUUCUCUCGGCUAGAGAACCUGAAGAUUCACCUGCGGAGCCACACCGGGGAGAAGCCCUACCUGUGCCAGCAUCCCGGCUGCCAGAAGGCCUUCAGUAACUCCAGUGACCGGGCCAAGCACCAGCGCACUCACCUGGACACGAAGCCCUACGCCUGCCAGAUCCCCGGCUGCGCCAAGCGCUACACGGACCCGAGCUCCCUCCGCAAACACGUGAAGGCCCACUCGGCCAAGGAGCAGCAGGUUCGGAAGAAGCUGCACGUGUGUGCCGAGGUCCAGCAGGACGUCCUGAACGAGUGCCUGGCGCUCCCGCAGCUCCACACGUCCUCCCAGCACAGCCUGGAUGCCAAGUGUGCGCGGCCGGCGGGCCCCGAGCUGCUCCCAG